AAAAGCAAAAACAGCAAAAAAGGAAGAUGGCAAGACUAUUGUUACUUUUCCUCCCAGGUCUUGUGGCCAUAUGUGCCGUGCAUGGAAUAUUUAUGGACAGACUUGCUUCCAGGAAGCUGUGUGCAGAUGACGAGUGUGUCUAUACUAUUUCUCUGGCCCGAGCUCGAGAAGAUUACAGUGCCCCAGACUGUAGAUUCAUUAACGUUAAAAAAGGGCAGUGGAUCUAUGUUUACUCAAAGCUGGUAAAAGAAAAUGAAGCUGGAGAAUUUUGGGCUGGCAGUGUUUAUGGCGAUCAACCUGAGGACGAGAUGGGAACUGUGGGUUAUUUCCCCAGCAACUUGGUCCAGGAGCAACAUGUGUACCAAGAAGCCACCGAGGAAGUUCCCACCACGGAUAUUGACUUCUUCUGCGAGUAAGAAGUUAGACAAAUUUGCAGAUAGAAAGGAAACACCAAAAACAAAGAAAAAAGCGAAAAUAACCAAAAAAUACAUGUUCCUAAUUUCUGACUUUUGUUUCAAGGGUUUGGCUUGGGGCUGGAG
Eubalaena glacialis (North Atlantic right whale) is the source of this 539-nucleotide messenger RNA. RefSeq names its product otoraplin (gene OTOR). Lineage: Eukaryota; Metazoa; Chordata; Mammalia; Artiodactyla; Balaenidae. The record is from RefSeq and is a predicted model, not a curated record. Gene Ontology annotation, biological process: cartilage condensation. Bases 27 to 416 code for a protein of 129 amino acids. The transcript has 4 exons. Gene Ontology annotation, molecular function: protein binding.